AUGUCGGUGCCCUCUAGCAUCAUCGGCGGCCUGCCGUCCGCGAAGCUCUUCAGCUUCCCACCGCACAACCCGGCGCCCGCCGUGCCACCGCCCGCCGCGGCCUCGCUGUCCGUGAUGCAUCCGUUCAACAUCCCCGAUGGGCUUUUCCUUGGCGCGCUCGACGCUCGCGUGCCCAUCACCAUCGCCGCCCUCUACGCCAUCACCGUGAAGCUGCUGAACAGGUACAACCGUGCGCACAACAAGCAGCCGUGGGCGAUCUCUAAGACGGCCGCGUUCCGCCUUUUCGUCGUCCUCCACAAUGUCUUCCUUGCGGUGUACUCCGCCUGGACCUUUUGGGGCAUGCUCAGUGGCAUGCGCCGCAGCAUCGUCAGCCCACUCGGACCCGGAGGGCUCGCGGCCACCGCGGACAGCGCGUGCCGCCUGCACGGCGCACCCGGGCUCGGCAACUCAGUCUACUUCAACGAGCACCUGAGCCGGUUCGAGAGCGCGGGACCGGACGUGCCGUCGGGUGCCAUUGACGCCGUCACCGGGCUGCCGAGUGCCGCGCAGGGUGGCCGCAUCUGGAACGAAGGACUCGCGUACUACGGCUGGAUCUUCUACCUCAGCAAGUUCUACGAGGUCCUCGAUACCUUUAUUAUUCUGGCCAAGGGCAAGCCCAGCUCCACGCUGCAGACCUACCACCACGCCGGCGCCAUGCUGUGCAUGUGGGCGGGCAUGCGCUACAUGUCGGCGCCCAUCUGGGUCUUUGUCCAGUUCAACUCGUUCAUCCACGCCCUUAUGUACACCUACUACACUGUGACAGCCUUCAGCAUUCGCGUCCCCGUCUUCAUUAAGCGCAGCCUGACCAGCAUGCAAAUCACACAAUUCCUCGUUGGUGCCUCCCUCGCCAUGUGUCACUCCUUUGUCUACUACUUUGCCCCCGCCGCCACCUCCACCGCCGCCUCGGACGCCCCCGGCGCCGUCGCCUCCGUCCGCGCGCUUCUCUUCGGCUCCGACGCCAGCCGCGUCAAGACCGUCGUCGACCAGGACGUCUCGUACGUGUCGCAGCCGUGCAUCGUCAGCUCCGGCGAGACUUUCGCCAUCUGGCUCAACGUCGUCUACCUCGCGCCCCUGACCUACCUCUUCGUCAGCUUCUUCAUUGCGAGCUACGUCAAGCGCAGCAACGCCGCCAAUAAGUUCGCCGGCAAGGGCGCCGCCGCCCGCCGCCUCAGCAACGUCAACGUUGACGUCGCGCUGGCGGAGAAGGCCGGCUGGGACGCUGCCCGUGGCCUCGAGCGCGAGGUGUACGGCGGCGAGCGCAUGGUGCGCAGCGGUGACAACAGCCCCACGCGCGAGGAAGCCGCCGCCACCACCGCGACCGCGCGCCGCACCACCAGACGCCGUGGUUAA
Cordyceps fumosorosea ARSEF 2679 is the source of this 1389-nucleotide messenger RNA. RefSeq names its product GNS1/SUR4 membrane protein. NCBI's taxonomy places the organism in Eukaryota, Fungi, Ascomycota, Sordariomycetes, Hypocreales, Cordycipitaceae. Gene Ontology annotation, molecular function: fatty acid elongase activity. The record is from RefSeq and is a predicted model, not a curated record. Gene Ontology annotation, cellular component: endoplasmic reticulum membrane. The transcript is spliced from 2 exons. The coding region runs from base 1 to 1389 and encodes 462 amino acids. Gene Ontology annotation, biological process: very long-chain fatty acid biosynthetic process; sphingolipid biosynthetic process; fatty acid elongation, monounsaturated fatty acid.